ACCUGUGCUGCUGCCUCAUUAUCCUCAUGUUUCUGUCACAACUCAACUUUGUAGCAAACUACACUUAAGUUUCGAUACCGGGAAAGUCGUUUAUCUGUUAGGGGAGAGAAACAUUUUCUUGUUAAACAGCCUUUCCGCAGAUAUUCAAACAUCCACAUUAGUGUUUUUAUUUUUUUAACAAUCUUCGUAGUUUUGUGGAAGCCUAUGGAUGAGGAUGAGGCUGCAGCUGCAGCUGCAGAGCAGCAGGAACAGCUGAGCUCGACCUCCGGCGGACCAGCGGACCCUCCGCCGGCCGCUGGCCGCCCAGCAGGCGCGGAGAGCCGGGUGUCGGGCUCCGCGACCCCCCGCUCCCCCCACGGCGGCCCCGCCGGGGACUCGUGCCUGGACCUGUUUAGAACCAGGAAGUUUUUCGUGCUGCGGCCGGGCACUCUCACCCAGGCCAUCAGGGACGUGGAAGCUCUGGUGAACACGGAGGUCGACGGCAGCGUCCACGGUAUCUGGCUGAUGGCAGAGGUGGAUCACUGGAACAAUGAGAAGGAGCGUCUUGUUGCCAUCACAGAUAACUCUCUGCUCAUCUUCAAAUACGACUUCAUUUUGUUCCGCUGUGAACAAAUCCAGCGGGUCCAGCUGAACUUUGUGGACCGCAUCGCUCACGGCACCUUCAGCUUCCCAAAGCGCUCCGUGCUCCAGAGAGACGGGGAGGGCGUGCGUGUGUUCUGGGACCGGCUGAGGGAACCGUCCUUCACCUCCAGGUGGAACCCCUUUGCCACCGACUUCCCCUUCGUCACCCUCAUCCCUCACCCCGUCAGGAACAUCAGUGACAGCUUCUCUUCCCUCUGCGACAUUGAGAAGUUCUGCGAGCAGCUCAAGGACGCAGCAGGAAAGGCCCACGCCAUGAAGCCAGUUCCUGGGAAAGCUAACGGCGUGCUGAUUCUUCAGCAACCAAUCCACAUCGAGGCGUACGUGGGUGCCAUGUCUUUCCUUGGAAACCAGAAUAAACUGGGCUACUCCAUGGCCCGGGGAAACAUUGGUUUUUAAACCGCAGAGCACCGAGUUUGACGUGUCCGCCCGUCUUUACAAUGAUUGCACCCUAUGUUUAAAGUCAUUCCCUGGAAGUUUGAUUACAGCAGGUUAAUAAAGACUUGUGUUUCCCAGGAUGCCCCACAUGAGGCUUGUGUGAUAGCUCCCACCGCUCUUUACCAGCGAGCGGUGUGAGCACUUAGUAAUAUCCUCAUUUCAACACCACUCUUCACCAGAUGAUGGAUCUCCCCCCACUCCCACGCAACAUUGUAUUUGUUCUUCAGAAAAAUGGUAAUUCAACUCUUUCGCAACAAGAGUCUUUGCUCCCUCCCCCGGUAUCUGAGAGAAGCUCAUUCCCAUGCCAUUCAAGCUCCUUGCACAGUCACUGGAGCAAGGACGCAGGGUUGUUGACAUAGUCUUUUUUUUCUUUUGGCAGUGUAUUUUUUACAGUGUAUACAGUGGUGAAACUUCUCCUUGAAUUGUCUGCAUGCAUGUUUUCAUGUCACAUAUAACAGAAACAACAGGAGCCCGUACAAAACAUUGCAAAAAUAAAUAGAUAAAUUCCUAGUUUGUUUAA
Messenger RNA from Cololabis saira (Pacific saury), 1597 nucleotides. RefSeq names its product tumor protein p63 regulated 1 (gene tprg1). Bases 205 to 1038 code for a protein of 277 amino acids. The record is from RefSeq and is a predicted model, not a curated record. The transcript has 5 exons. Lineage: Eukaryota; Metazoa; Chordata; Actinopteri; Beloniformes; Belonidae. Gene Ontology annotation, cellular component: cytoplasm.